Messenger RNA from Phaethon lepturus (White-tailed tropicbird), 771 nucleotides. RefSeq names its product transmembrane protein 81 (gene TMEM81). The transcript has a single exon. Lineage: Eukaryota; Metazoa; Chordata; Aves; Phaethontiformes; Phaethontidae. The record is from RefSeq and is a predicted model, not a curated record. The coding region runs from base 1 to 771 and encodes 256 amino acids.
AUGAAGACCUUGCGGAACAGCCACAUCCUUGGGUUGUUACUUUGUGCUUUCUAUCUACCAUUGGUAGUUUCCUUUGAAAAAGUUACCAUCCCAGCAGAGCUGAAGUCAGCUGUAGUGAAAAUUGUAGUCAACACCACAUCCUGCAGCGUCACCUGUGGGCCGGGCUUCAAACUGGAGGAGAUGUGCGAGAUCACUGCCGACGGAGAGAGGAGGAAUUGUACCUUGCGCAGGUCCCACUGCCUGACCAGAUGGGUUUGUGGCUUACUCCACUUCACUGUCCCUGUGGGCAAACCCUUCCAGUUCAGCUGCCUGACCUUGGACACAGUUGACUUUGGUAGCCGAGCCUAUAGCUAUAGAUGGAGGCUUGCCCAAGGUCUCAUCACCACAAAUGAUCUACUGUUCAAACCCUUCAAGACCCCAGAUUCUGUCAUCAGAUUUUCCCCUACCAGGGAGUCUGAUGCAGGGACUUACCGAUGUGAUGUGCAGAUGUUGAAGACAUUCAGAGUCAUCAAGAGGGUUUACUUUGGGGUCAGAGUGAUCCCAAAUGACUUAGUGAAUCUGAACUUCCAAAAAUCCUUGACCUGGGAACAGAAGUUAGCAGCAAAUGAGGAGGAAGGAAACACAGAAAACAGCACCCAUGAAGAAGUGCAAGAGCAGCAGCACUUUUGGCAAAGAGAACUGUUUUAUGAAUGCUUGGUAGGAGUUGGAAGUGGAGUGGUAGGAGGUGUCUUGGUGAGCAUGGCUCUCUACUUCUUGCAGAAGAUUUUGUGA